AUGCACAUGAAAUUUUGCAUCAAGACCACACCGCUGGUCUGUAGUCGAAGCCUGUGUCCCGUUGAACGAAGUCGCGCAGGGCUUGUCUCUCAUCCGUUGAACAUGUUCCGCCUCGCGCCUGUGCUGAUUGGAGCGGCCUCCGCAGUCUACCUCCGCAGCAACGUCUCCCACGCCAGCAUCCACGCAGCUUCAAGCCUGUCCUUCUACCAAGACGAGCCGCAGUGCCAAUGCGUGGCCAACAACCCGAACUGGAAGAAGACCCAGCGUAGUGAGCCCAAAUGCAUCUUCAUCGACCUCGGGGCCGCUGAUGGUAACACCUUUGCCAAGUUCCUGGAGAAUGAUUACGGCAAAAUCAAGGAGUGCCCGUCUGGCAAAUGGGAGGCCUUUUUGCUGGAGGCGAACCCUCAAUUCACGAAGGAGCUCAACUCCCUGCAGGAGAACUUCCCGGGCCAGGUCCACUCGCUUGCGGAGCAUGCUGCCUUCGACUGCGAGGGCACCACCAGCUUCUUCAUUGACAAGGAUGCCUCGCACAACCACUGGGGAUCCAGCAUGAUGUCCGAUGCACCGGAUGCGGUCAAGAGCGGCAAAGUGAAGGUGACCGUCCCAAUGACCAACAUUGUGCAGCUGAUUGCGGAAAACGUGCGUCCGGACGACUGGGUUAUGCUCAAGGUUGACAUCGAGGGUGCAGAGUACAAUCUCAUCCCUUGCUUGGCUCAAUUCAGCGAGGCUGGCCUUGUGGACAGGAUGUACCUGGAAGAGCAUUGGUGGUUCCCAUCCAUCACAGAAGCUGCUAAAGCUGCGCUGGCUGAUGGAAAGAAGCAACUUGUGGCCAAGCAUGUCGACAUCCCGAACUACUACUCGGAGACCUGA
Messenger RNA from Symbiodinium pilosum, 870 nucleotides. NCBI's taxonomy places the organism in Eukaryota, Dinophyceae, Suessiales, Symbiodiniaceae. The record is from the annotation of a GenBank genome assembly.